This is a messenger RNA of Onychomys torridus (southern grasshopper mouse), 1431 nucleotides long. It is a transcript of the gene Vrk1, whose product is annotated as VRK serine/threonine kinase 1. Gene Ontology annotation, cellular component: cytoplasm; nucleus. Gene Ontology annotation, biological process: peptidyl-serine phosphorylation; signal transduction. The transcript has 13 exons. The record is from RefSeq and is a predicted model, not a curated record. NCBI's taxonomy places the organism in Eukaryota, Metazoa, Chordata, Mammalia, Rodentia, Cricetidae. Bases 110 to 1300 code for a protein of 396 amino acids. Gene Ontology annotation, molecular function: ATP binding; protein serine/threonine kinase activity.
GUAUUGCGCGGUAUGGCGGGGACAGCGCCGUAGACAAGUUGCGAGCCGAGGGAAGCGGCGGGAAGUUCGUACUACGCUGUGGACCGCGGGUUGGCGACUCUGGAGAAAAAUGCCACGUGUAAAAGCAGCUCAGGCUGGAAGACAGGGUCCUGCAAAGAGGCGCCUUGCAGAGCAAUUUGCUGCUGGGGAGGUCAUAACUGACAUGUCUAAAAAGGAAUGGAAAUUAGGAUUGCCUAUUGGCCAAGGUGGCUUUGGCUGCAUAUAUCUUGCGGACACAAAUUCUUCCAAACCGGUUGGCAGUGACGCACCCUGUGUUGUGAAAGUGGAACCCAGUGACAAUGGACCUCUUUUCACUGAAUUAAAGUUCUACCAGCGUGCUGCUAAACCAGAGCAAAUUCAGAAAUGGAUUCAUACACACAAAUUGAAGUACCUUGGUGUUCCUAAGUAUUGGGGAUCUGGUCUACAUAAUAAAAAUGGAAAAAGUUACAGGUUUAUGAUAAUGGACCGCUUUGGGAGUGACCUUCAGAAAAUAUAUGAAGCAAAUGCCAAAAGGUUUUCUCGGAAAACUGUCUUGCAGCUAAGCUUAAGAAUUCUGGAUAUCCUGGAAUACAUCCACGAGCAUGAGUAUGUACACGGGGACAUCAAGGCUUCCAACCUUCUUCUGAGCUACAAGAACCCUGACCAGGUGUACUUGGUAGACUAUGGACUUGCUUAUCGGUACUGCCCGGAUGGUGUCCAUAAAGAGUAUAAAGAAGAUCCCAAAAGAUGCCACGAUGGCACACUAGAGUUCACCAGCAUCGAUGCGCACAAUGGCGUGGCCCCAUCACGACGUGGCGAUCUGGAAAUACUUGGUUAUUGCAUGAUCCAGUGGCUCAGUGGCUGUCUUCCUUGGGAGGAUAACUUGAGAGAUCCUAACUAUGUUAGAGAUUCUAAAAUUAGAUACAGGGACAAUGUUGCAGCUUUGAUGGAGAAGUGCUUUCCUGAGAAAAACAAGCCAGGUGAAAUUGCUAAGUACAUGGAAACUGUGAAAUUACUGGACUACACUGAAAAGCCUCUUUAUCAAAAUUUACGUGACAUUCUUUCACAAGGACUGAAAGCUAUAGGAAGUAAAGAUGAUGGCAAACUGGACUUUAGUGCUGUGGAGAACGGAGGUGUGAAGACCAAACCGGCCUCAAAGAAGCGGAGGAAAGAGGUGGAAGAAAGCACCGUGUGCAGUGUGGAAGACAUGGAGUGCGCAGAUACCCAGGUGGAAGAGGCCAUGCAGACUCGUUCAAGAACCAGAAAGAAAGCCCAGAAGUAAAUGAGAUGCCAGGAUCCAACUUUUCUGCCUAUUCAUUUGACAUUUUUCUCUUUUUUUAUUUUAUGUUUUAUUGUCAUGUGAGUCUUGUGGUGUUGUAGUAAUAAUUAAAUGGCUAUUUUUUGAAAAACAAA